Messenger RNA from Toxotes jaculatrix (banded archerfish), 981 nucleotides. Its product is annotated as odorant receptor 131-2-like. Gene Ontology annotation, cellular component: membrane. The record is from RefSeq and is a predicted model, not a curated record. Gene Ontology annotation, molecular function: G protein-coupled receptor activity. The transcript is spliced from 2 exons. Lineage: Eukaryota; Metazoa; Chordata; Actinopteri; Toxotidae. Gene Ontology annotation, biological process: G protein-coupled receptor signaling pathway. Bases 1 to 981 code for a protein of 326 amino acids.
AUGAAUUCCUCAUCUCUUGCCUAUAAUGUGUCGAGUGGUCUGAGUUAUCGAGACUCUCUGAGCACAGCUGUGGCCAAAAACGUGAUUGUUCUGGCUCUUGGUUUUACCAUCAACUACAUCAAUGGUACACUGAUUCACAUCUUCAGAAAGCACCAGAUACUUUACGUGAAUCCUCGUUACAUCCUGUUCAUCCACCUGGUGCUGAACGAUAUGAUCCAGCUCACGACCACAAUCAGCCUGUUCGUCUUUAGUUACGUCUUCCACAAAAUUAAUGCUUCCCUCUGCUGCCUCAUCAUCACCAUGGCCGUCUUCACCACCCUCAACACUCCGUUAAAUUUAGCCGUCAUGGCAGCAGAGUGCUACAUCGCCAUAUGUUUACCACUGCGACACGCUCAGUUCUGCACCAUCAGAAGAACGUAUAUUCUGAUUGGUUGGAUUUGGGCCACGAGCACAAUUUCAACGCUGCCAGAUGUGUUUAUUACUCUGGCAACAGAACCUGUACAGUUUUUUUAUUCCACAGUUUUCUGUGACAGGGACGGCCUGUUCCGACACCCUGUCAUUUUGAAGAAGAGGGACAUUUCCUAUGCACUUUUCCUAAUUGGUGUUUGGCUCACUCUGUUUUACACUUACUUCAAGAUCUUCUUUGCUGCUAAAGCAGCUAAAGAGGCUAAAGCAGGAGACGGAGACGCAAAGAAGACCAGGAAUACUGUCCUGCUUCACGGCUUUCAGCUGCUGCUGUGUAUGCUAACCUACAUAGGCCCAGUGUUACAAAAGGCUUUGUUUUACUGGUUCCCUAAACAUUACAUACAUGUAGUCUUUGUUUCUUAUAUCAUCAUCCAGAUCCUCCCCAGGUUUGUCAGUCCCAUCGUGUACGGGCUGCGGGACAAGACAUUUAGACAGCAUUUGAAAAAGCAUCUGCUGUGUACAGUGAGUGCAAACAUCAAACCAUGGAUCACAACGAAAAGCAUGUUCCUCUGCUAA